Molecule: messenger RNA, 945 nt
Organism: Penicillium subrubescens
Lineage: Eukaryota; Fungi; Ascomycota; Eurotiomycetes; Eurotiales; Aspergillaceae
Product: CDP-diacylglycerol--inositol 3-phosphatidyltransferase
Exons: 3
Coding region: 1-945 (314 amino acids)
Biological process (GO): phosphatidylinositol biosynthetic process
Cellular component (GO): Golgi apparatus; membrane
Molecular function (GO): CDP-diacylglycerol-inositol 3-phosphatidyltransferase activity
Source: RefSeq, a predicted model, not a curated record
AUGAGUGCUCGCACACGACGACAAAAGGCCGCCUUGGGCGUACCUGCUGAUGAUAGCGAGGAUUUGUCUACCGGCAAUGGCAGUGCGACCCCAUCCAAAUCCACCAAGCGCACGCCUUCCAAGAAGAGAUCACGAUCAGCUCUUAGGGAAGAGGAGCCCCAGGAAAACAUCUUCCUCUUCGCCCCGAAUCUUAUCGGGUAUUUCCGAGUCGUCCUCGCUUUCGCAUCCCUUUACUACAUGCCCCUCCACCCUCGGACGUGCUCUCUUCUUUACAGUGUGUCAUGUCUGCUUGACGCAUUGGAUGGAUAUGCGGCGCGUUAUUUUAACCAGUCGACCACCUUCGGUGCCGUGUUGGACAUGGUGACGGAUCGCUGCACAACCUCUUGCUUGAUCGUCUUCCUCAGCUCCGCCUGGCCCCGAUGGGCUAUCAUCUUCCAGGGUCUGAUCUGCCUGGACUUGGCUAGUCACUACAUGCACAUGUAUGCCACCCUGAGCAUGGGUGGUUCUGACCAGAGCCACAAGAAGGUCGACUCCAGCCGCAGCUGGGUCCUCUACCAGUACUACCACAGCAGGGUCGUUCUGUUCAUUUGCUGCGCUCUCAAUGAGCUGUUCUUCAUCGGCCUCUACUUGCUCUCCUUCUCCUCGCCGAUCCUCUCGCCCUCCCUUCUCCAGCCUGUUGGCGACGUGGGCCAGCCUUCCUCGGUGCAGCCUGGAAACCCCGCCAACCCCGUGCCCAGCAGCCUCUUCGCUAGCCCGUGGAGUGCUGGUGCCCUCGAGAUGGCCCGUGCCAACAAGAUCGAUAGCUUCUGGCCAUGGGUCAUCACUGGCAUCUCUGCGCCAGUCAUGCUGUUCAAGCAGUUUGUCAAUAUUGUCCAGCUGGUCAAUGCCAGCCGCUGGCUCGCAGAGGGCGACCGCCAAACCCGCCGUGCCAACCGCAAGAAGUAA